AUAUACUACUGAUGGAUCGUUCACUGCUCUCGUCGCCCGCAGACUUCCAGCCAGCCAUAGCCAUCUGACGGGCGAAGUCGACGGUGGAGUGACAACGGGCUUCGUUUCACCCAUCCCGAGCAUGGCGUCCGCGUUUCAGAAUACGUGGCAGAUUGCGCUCAACAUCGAGGGAGAGCUUCUGAAGAGCCUUGCCGAGAAAGAGCCUACGUUUGCUGAAAUUUCGCAUUACCUCUCUGAACUCCGCGCAGCUUGCCAGAAUGCCAUCCUUCAGGACUUUGAUGCCGCUCGCUCCAUCGACGUGGAAAGUCGCCUUUGGGAUGCACAUCUCAAAAUUAACAAUCGGUUUCGUAAACUACUCUCUCGCUUCCGCGAGCAAAACGGAAAGAAGAAGAAACCAGUAGAGAGACGAAAGCUUGAGAAACAUUAUCUCGAAUUCAUCAAAGCAAGUCAGCGGUUCUAUAGAGGAUACAUCCAGCAAUUGUCGUCGCAUUUCGGGGGGAUUCCGGAGCUUGAAACCGUUGCGCGGAAAUUCAACUUUGACAAUUUAUCUGCGGAGGAUCCCACGGUACAACCGGUUGGGGACCUUCGAAAACGUAUUCUGCAGUCAUGUCAUGCGACCCUUAUCCGUCUCGGCGAUCUCUCACGCUACCGCGAAACCGAACUGGUUGGCAAGGACCGCAAUUGGGGUCCGGCCAUAGGCUAUUAUGACCUUGCCACAGUAAUAUAUCCAGCCUCUGGUGCCUCGCACAAUCAAUUGGCUGUCAUUGCCCUCGCCGACGGUAAUCACUUGCGGGCCACUUAUCACCUCUAUAGGGCACUAGCCGCCCAGGAACCUCAUCCAUCUGCCAAGGGCAACCUAGAAAUUGAGUUUAGGAAGGUUAGGAAUCUGUGGGCUAAAAGAGAGCUGAUUCGCCCCGAGGAUGCCGGUAUUCCUGGCAGGGCGUUGGCUCCUUGGUUUGUAUAUCUACAUGCUCAAUGUUACAAAGGCGUGGAUUUUCCCGAGCAUGAUGAGCUUGAAAAUGAAGUACUGAAUCAACUUGCUGUUGAUUUGAAGGAGCGUUCCCUAGAGGGCACCUUACAGAAGUUCUGUCUAGUCAAUAUCUCCGCAGAAGAUUUUUCUAGGACACGCUCGAAUGAAGAGUCCGUGUCAAAUGCACGCCUCUUUUUCCGGCGUAUCAAUGUAAAAACAUUCUUUACAUUACUUCAGAUCCUUUUAGCUGAAGUGGAGCGGUUCGCAGUCGAAGAAACAAACAAUACGGAUGGAAAGAAUGGCCCUGAUAAGAUCACCGCUGUUGCACGACGUGUUUUGCCUGCUCUCCGAAACUACAGCUCUUGGCUACUUACAGUCAGCCAUCUUCUAGUAGCUCAUAAAGAGGAGAAAGACACCCCGCUUUCUGUCCAAAUAAUUGAGUUCUGGAAAAUCUACGCCAACACACUGACUCUUCUCGCAUCCACAUUCGAUGUAGUCCUCCUUCCGGAGAUAGACUACCUUUUGGAAGAAGAUGAAGAGACUCUGUGUUUUGUGCCGCUAAAUAAAGAGGCCACAUCACGUAGAUAUUUGGAUACAAGUGGCCGCCAAAAGCCUCGGAUGAACGAUCUAGGAGUGGAAAGGAAUCACCCGAACAUGGAGAUGCUUUACCGAAUUCGCGAAUUCGUAAUUGAUGGGUUGGAUUUGGUUGUCAGCAAUAAAAUCCCCAUAGCUCUAGUCGACGACGGUGACAAAAAAACAUUCCUCUACAAGGAGGAAGGGCUUCCAUCUCAGUUCUUUGCCAGUCCCUCGGGACAUCACCAUACCCUUUCCUCGGCGAGCAUUGAACGGGAGGACAUUCAACAAACAACACAAGAUCCAAGUUACGCUACCGAUUCCAGAAGUGUCUUUGGGGGCUCUCAAUCAGCGUCAAUGUCAGCCAGUAUGCACCGCAUUGUUGAAGGUGUGGAGCGCCUGGUUGAGUCGGACUGCUAUGAAAACACUCCGGCGUUGCCGGAGCAUCUCGUCUUUUCACGAAACAACCAGCAACCCGGCUCCAGCCAUAUCUUCAAUCCUAGUACGGACUCAAUAUUUCGGGAAGAGAUCAUUCCUGCUCGUCAGACUCCCAUCGCUCCACCUGGGCUUGGCCACUCAAUGGCAAACGCUACUGCCCUAGCCAGGGUUCCGUCAUCACAGUCAUACGCGCCGCGACCCUCCCUCCCUGGUAUCCCUAGUAUAUGGAACAUGGGCCUCUCACCAGAAGUUGGUGAUACAACCUCUCCCAGGACUCCACCAGGCCUUGGGCAACAACCAAUGCAACAUCCCGGUCAUUUAAUCCCAGGAAGCAUCGGUAGCCCAAGCCAUCACCUAUCUCAGGACUCGGCUGUGAACGAUCUCAUGCUUCGUCAGAGUCUAAUGCACCAAUCUCAGCUGCAAAACCCUUUGAAUGGAUCCAGCUCUAUAUCCUCGUGGAUCCCCUCGUCAAACCCCACAUCGCACCACCGUCUUUCAGGCUUGGGGUGGGACAGCAGAGGACCACUAGAUGCCGCAAGCUCUCCGCCACCCCUCGGUGCGCCCAGCCUGCCGAUCUCAAGUGGCUUGACCAAUGCCUCGUGGGCAAACGAUGCGUUCCUCGCCAACACGCUCUCCUCAGGCGCAGGUUACCCCAGCUCUGGGUUCGGCGGCAGUCGCAAAUCUGCUACCCAGUACGGUGCUAUUGGUCAAACACCUCCCUGCGGACAUGGAGGGUGACACCGAUUUCUUGAUGAUCUAAGUAUGGGGAACAACUCUCCAAGAGUUCUUUGAGAUAGAAGCAUACACGCAGGAAACGCGGGUGCGAGCUUUGGUUACCUGGGCUCCGAUUUGUGAGCGUCGGAAGUGCAGUGUGAGAUUAUGCAGCAUCUCCCUUCGCUCCUAUCUGUUAGUCCAGUUCUUAGCAUUCAAAGCCCGCUUUUCAUAAGCAGGCUUGUGCACUGUCAAAUUUCCCACGUGGGCUCAUUGGCCGUGCUGUCGUUAGACCGCUGGUAUUAAGGAUACGGUCAUGUUCACUAGAGAAACAUUGGUGAAAGGCCGUAUACAAUAAGCGUUCUACAACUUAUUCAUGAAGUCGAAAAGGAGACCAUAUAUUGCAAAAUCAUGCGUUCGUGGGCUCGCCUUCAGGU
Aspergillus pseudotamarii is the source of this 3129-nucleotide messenger RNA. RefSeq lists its product as uncharacterized. Gene Ontology annotation, cellular component: telomerase holoenzyme complex. NCBI's taxonomy places the organism in Eukaryota, Fungi, Ascomycota, Eurotiomycetes, Eurotiales, Aspergillaceae. Gene Ontology annotation, molecular function: telomeric repeat DNA binding; protein binding; telomerase RNA binding. Gene Ontology annotation, biological process: nuclear-transcribed mRNA catabolic process, nonsense-mediated decay. Bases 122 to 2719 code for a protein of 865 amino acids. The transcript is spliced from 7 exons. The record is from RefSeq and is a predicted model, not a curated record.